This is a messenger RNA of Lymnaea stagnalis (great pond snail), 6263 nucleotides long. The record is from the annotation of a GenBank genome assembly. Lineage: Eukaryota; Metazoa; Mollusca; Gastropoda; Lymnaeidae.
GCUAGUUGAUGAUGAUGAGCACCAUCGGAUUUACCUAUAAAAUUUUAAUAAGGCGAAAAGGAUAAAGCUGAAGAGUUCCACUAUGAUGUGUAGCAUUGAAACUUAACCUUAAGAGUUAUUCAUCUUCGUUCCUGAAAAUUCGACUCUCUUGUAUUUUGCCUACUAGUUAUUUCUUUUUAACCGUAAAAUAUUUGAUAAAAUGUCUAAAAGACGUAAUAAAUGGGCCAUCGAAUUUGUUCAAUCGAACAGGUAAAACGUAAUUUUUUUAAAGCGUAAAUAAUUACUUGUAAUUUGGCCUUUUAAACUUAGAAUUUUAGAACGUAUUUUUAUGAUUUUUAAAAAAUAAAUAUGCCAAGCCCUAAGUCCUAAGCCUAAGCCGCCUAAGCCUAAACUUUCCGGGGUAGAAACUUGGACUUGGAAAGUUUAGUCUUUGUAGAGAGAAAGAAGGGAAAGACGACGGGUAUCCUAAUUAAAUUAAUUCAAUCCCAUUACAUUUACUUGAGAAUUAUUGCUAGGCUUUCCUGCUUCCAAAUGUUACUAAACUAAAUGGUGCAGUUCGUUGGAGAAUUUUAGACUUAGGCCAAUUACUGUACUAAUAAGGACUUAGACUUAGACUUAGUGGCCUUAGCCUAAGGCUUAGCCGCUGUAAUUCCGGCCUUGUUUUGCUGGUUGUUAGGACUUAAUGAUUAGUGUUGCACUUGACUCUCCAUCUUUCUGAGCCUGCAUCAGUGUUUUCUACAAUAUUCUAUUAACUAUUGCUAUGGCUAUUGGUUUUAUUAUUUAGGCCCUAUUAUUAUUAUUUUAUUUCAGACUUAACUCUUUCCGUGCCAAUCUACAAUAUAUCGUCGAUUUGACUGGCCGAAUUUCUGUCAAUCAGAUAUCAGAUACUGUAUAUUUAAUUUCUGUAGUUAAUUUCGUCGCCUAUGGCUAUCAUCAAUUCUACUUCUUGUGUUCUCAAAUGAAGUAAAACUCUUCCGAGUUCCUUUCUGUUAGAAGUAGGUUUUUUUUACAUUUAUUUUUCCAACAAUUGCAACCUUUUUUUAAAAAUUUGUGUUGAAACUUUAGUAAACAAAACAAUGUCAUGCCUACUACAAGCACAUCAACUGUUGCUAGACCACAUAGGUUGUCAAAUUUGCAAACAAAAGAGCAUUUAUUGAGAAUUAUUGAUGCUGAAACAUCAGACAAAAACCAUGAAUCAUUUGAAUCUGAUUCCAGUACCCGGUAAUGAUUUUAAUUUUUCUGUCUGAUGGGUCAGCAAAUGCCAAAUGGAAAUAGAAUGGUAAUAGUAAUAGUGGUGACAGUCGAUAAUGUCCUGUUUGUCUCAAUCUACUCACAUUAUUUUUUUUUUUGUGAAAUGCAGACAGCAUUGCAAAUAUUCCUUUCCAUAAUUAUACUGAAACUUUUAAAUAUUUUACUUUGUGGCAGGGGCCGAGGAGAAAGAGCCUUAGUAGCAUCUACAGAAAACUUGCCAUCACCUGUGGGGUUUGAAAACUUAUCUACAGUAGCUGAGAGGCCACGAGAAGCUGAUCCCGGCCUUAUUAACAAAGUAAAUUGUCCAUGCAUUUUCUACUAUAAGCCAUACAAAUACAAUAAUUUGCUUUUAAUUAAUUAAUCGUCAAAGUCAAAUAACAAGUUAGAAAUUAAAAGGCAUUUUAAACCAUUUAAAAAAAUUUUUUUUGAAUACCUGUUUUUAGAUUUUGUUAUAACUUAUACUUAGGUAUAAAAAAUUUAUUUUCUUAACAUUUCAGCGAUCCUGGGACAUAGCGUUAGGGCCAAUAAAACAGGUUCCCAUGAACAUGUUCAUUAUGUGGAUGGCUGGCAGUUCAAUUUCCAUAUUUCCCAUCAUGAUGGUGGGUAUGAUGUUCUUUAGGCCAAUCCAAGCCAUGCUGUCGAUUCAAAAUAGUAAGUGACAUAAUAUAUUUAAUUAGCCGACCUGCGGCAUAGCAUACGUCGCAGAAUUGCUCGCUGGCUCAGAGCUUGUUGGGGUGUGCGCAUGGCUGGUAAGCGAGGGUGGUGCAGGUGGGGGUGGGGUAGCUCCACGCAGUGAGCAUGUCUCAAGACCAGCAAUGGGCAGGCAAGGGAAGGGAGGGUUUGCCUGCAUCUUGCUUGCUCUGGCGUAUCUAUAUAUAGCCUUUGUCGUUGUCUUGUUCUUGUCGUCUUCUUGCCCUAGUUUUUCUGGCGUAUUAUGUAUAUAGAUUUUAUUAUUAGCAUAAGUUUUAAAUGUUUAAAUCAAAUUAUUUUCUUUUACCAGCUUUGCUUAUCUUAAACAUCAAGCAAUAUUUUUUAUAUUUUUUUUUAACUAGAUAUAUGCAAAUAUCCAUACAAAGUAAUUCUUUUAUGAUACUAAAAUUUUGUGUUUUGAUGAAGUAAUAAUUAAGCACCUUUUUUUUUUGAAGAUCAUUUUGUUUUAAAUAUCUUAAAGAAUUAACCUAUCUGUCAUUAUGGGCGUUUAUGUGGUGUUGCAGAUGCCUCUAUAUCUAUUGCGCUGCAGCGGAUAUAAUCAUCAGUCUUUACUAAAAUUAAUAUAAUAAAUACUCAGAAGUUUUAAGUGGUUUUUUUUACCCCGUGGGGAGGUAAAGAAGAGAGGUAACUCUUAUAAACUAGAUUUACUUCCUAGUUAUAGAAAACUAAGGUAAAUAUUUAAUGUGUUUUUUGUUUUUUUAAAUUGAAUAAAGUUGACAUUUUAGGAUGUUUUUCUUUCCUUGGAACUAACUUGUAGGCUCAGAUGUUGGCCCUGCAAAACAAAACUCCAAUUUGUUAAAUUUAUAUUCGGAGCACCACUCAUUUCCCACAGUUGCCAUCUUGAUUGCAAUGAUGGCUGACUUGUUAUAGCUACCAAGAUGGCGGAUGUGUGUACAAAAAAAAAAAGUAGUGCAAAAAACAUAUUUGCUAAAAUGGGGAGGGAGGGGGAGAGAGAGAGAAUGUGCUGUGUAAGCUACUUACAGCAAAAAACAAAAGUUAGGAACAAAACUUUAAUUUAAUUCAAUCAAUUUCUGGGAAAUGCCUACAAUCCUAAGUUGUAUUUCUCUACCUAACCUAAAUGCUAAAUCAGUAUCCCUAAUUCAAUCGUAAAUUCCCCCAUAAAAUAAGUCCCUCUUAACAUGCGUAAAUCUUCAAAUCUAAAAUCUAUGACCUAACGUGAACCCUAAACCGUGUGUUUGUUUGCUACAAUUACACAGUGUACUGUACUGAGUAAAUUGUAAGUUUUAAUACUAAGAUAAAGUUAUUUUUAAAAUAUUCAAAUAUAUGAAAACCCAAUUUACAGAUUCAUUGAAUGCAUUUUUACACACUUUAUUGCAGGAGCCAACAAAAAUAAAAUCUAAAAAUUGGAAGAAAAAUAAAUACCCAUUCCAAAGCGCCUGCCUCUUUUUAAAUAUUAUUAUUAAUCACCCACUAAAAUAUUAAUUUGAAACAUUCCAUUGGAGUAUUAUUAUUAUCAUAAUUAAUCACCUACUAAAGUAUUAAUUUGAAGCAUUACAUUGGAGUAUUAUUAUUAUCAUAAUUAAGUACCUACUAAAAUAUUAAUUUGAAACAUUACAUUUUGGAGUAUUAAUAUUAUCAUAAUUUAUCACCUACUAAAAUAUUAAUUUAAAACAUUCCAUUAGAGUAUUAAUAUUAAAAAAAAGAAAAGCUAAAUAGAGGGAUUUUGAAGAUAGUUUUGUUGGCAAUACUCAUGUUAGUGAUAAUUACGAUAGUGGAGCUAGGCACCAGUAGUGGUUCAAUUUCUAAGAGGAGAAGUAGCUGAGAAUUGGAACUAAUGAAUUUAAUAGGCAUCAUAUUUAGAACUAUGUUGGGCACCAAAUGAAUAUAUUAUUAUUUUUUAAAAUUUCUAUAAACAGCGAUGGUAACAACUUAACAUUUUCUAAACUGAAAUAAUAAUGCUUUUCGCCUGGAAAACAUAUUUAGAUAAUAAAAAAUGACCCAAAAAUUGCGGGUGUGAGCUGAGUUAGGAUAAACAGUAGCACAAUUGUUCUCACUGUUGAAAGGUCAAGGUCAUAUUAAUUUCACUAGGCUCACAGGAUUCCAACAUUUAUUCCAUAUGGUUCCUCGUCCAAUAUACCCUCUGAAUAUUAUUAUUAUUAAGGUGGCUUUAUAUAGCGCAGUACCCCAUUUUAUAGACACUAAAGUCAAAGUGUAUUAACUCAAACUAUCCACUUUCAUCACAAAGAAGAGAACGAAAGCUCCAUAUAAGAAAAGAUGCUUUCAACUAUAGGUAUGUGCUAAAAUGCCCCAGAGAACCCACUGCAAAAGUUGCCUUUGCACUGUAAAAGUAAACAUCAAACAUUUUUCACUUCCAAGUAAAUUGAAAAAUUGAAAUUGCUAGGAAAUUUAAUAAAUAUUUACACGUAUACACCUCAAUCGCUUAAUUUUUUUGUUAAUUUUUUAUGUAUUUCAACGUUGCUUUACUUUGAUAAUUGUAUGGAUUUUUAUAUUAUCAACAAAAACGCCGCAUUGCGAUAGUCAGGAAUUUUUUGUUUUUAGUUGGGAAAAAGUCGGGAAUUUUGUUUUUAAAAAAGUGUAGGAAUCCUGGGGUAGGCUCACAGCGCUUAAUAUAAAAACUAGCAGUUACAUAAAAUUAUACAUUUAAAAACAACAAUUGGUAAAAAUCUUGACCUCACCCACCCAAGUACUAUUUACCCCUGUCCAGCCAUGAACAGCACCCAGCAGCAAGGAGUGGGGGUGGGGGGUGAGAAUGAGUCAGUAUAGUACAAUUUGAAGAGAUGAGUCUUGAGGGCAGUUUUGAAGGCUGGGACACUUGGUAUAUUGCGGAUGUGAAAUGGGAGAGAAUUCCAUUAUUUGGGGGGCACAGAAAGAGAAAGAUCGUUCACCAUAUCUAUACUUAUGUUGGUCUCUGGAUUAAUUCUCCAUUAGUUUUGGUUAUUUUAGGGAUACAUAUCAAAGUGACUCAAAAGUGUUUGCACGACAGAACGUUUGCAUGUGGCAGUUUGUGGGUUAAUGAUUCAAUCAUAGGGCAACCACCACAAAGCAUUGUUUCUCAAUGAUAUCUAACUAAAUUCACCCACUGUUUAAGGGGAGUGACUGGUUCCCUUUAAGCUUUCCUCAUUUAGGGAUCUUCUUGAUUUUAUUUUUAUCUUCAUUUCUUUGCCACAGCAUUCAAAAGCAUAGAGGGUGAUCAAGCAGCAUUCCAGAAGCUUGUUUACUGUAUAGGAAAUUUGGCUUGUUUAGCCAUGGCUGUCUAUAAAUGUCAGACAAUGGGAUUAUUGCCUACACAUGCAUCAGACUGGCUGGCCUUUGUCCAGCCACAAGAGGUAAAGUGGAUGAGGUUGAAAAGAAAUGGUUUCAUGAAACUGCAAAAUUUUUGCAGGAUUUUCUGAUUAAUAAUCUCUCAGUCCAAAGGAAAAAAUAGAAAAGAAAAUCACUUUUCAUGUGUUCCCUGGUUUAAGGUGGUUGGAUAAAAAUAUCUUUAAAAAAAUUAUAUUAUAAAUGCACAACUAUAGAGCGAUUAAUUAAGCAGCUCAUUUUUUUGUGAAAAUAUUUUUAUUUAAUAUAUUUUCUUGACAUGUGUCAGGACAGUCUUUUUUUCCUAUGCUUACUUUAUGGACCCUAACCAUCAAAAUACCGAAAUGUGUCUACUUAAAUGACAGCUUUUAAAUAAAAGUUAUCUUUCUUUUUGUAACCUGAAGGAUACAUUUUCAGAUCUAUUCUUGCUUGUUGUACUCUUUUUUACUUUACUACUGUACUAAAAAGCCUUACAAUUUUAAUAUCUAUUUUAUGUUUCUUCCUUUCAGAGAAUGGAGUGGUCAGGAGGAGGGAUGUUCUUCUAAUCAAAGACUUGUCACUGUCCUUUUUCCUCCACUGUUUGGCAUUUAUUGAUUAUAGUAAAAACAUGAACUCUAGUCUGUUACCGACAGCAGAGAUCUCAGAAUGGCUCGGGGCAUUGUUAGCUGUAAAACAAACCUAGUGUUUGUGUUUGUAACUCUGAAUGGAUUUGUAAAAUUUUCAUUUAAAAAUAAAACUAUUUAAAUGUUUAUGGCCAGAAAAUAAAAUUAAAUAUUGUUUUUUGUCUCCUGAGUUUAUAUUGUUGCCUGGGUUUAUUAUGAGCAUCGGCUUUUCAAAUUGUAUUUGUUGUUUAUGGGAUUGGAGCUAAUCACUUAAGUCCAAGUUACUCGUCUGUUUCUGUCCUUAAAGUAAAGCAAAACAAAAAAAAUAAACUGCAGCGUAAUACAUAGAAGGGAAAUUUAUUAACUAAAUAAUUACUUAAGUACAUAUAAUUUUUUUUAAUGAAUAUUGGUAUUACAUAG